GAAUGGUAAAGUACAAAGGCUGCAUCUGUAUCCAUCCUCACUUGCAGUACAUUUCAUUCUUAUCCUUUCUCUCCAUUUAUUUAUGAUACAAUUAUCAUGGCAUCUGUUUAUAAGAUGUCUUGCAAUCCCAAUGUCUUUCCAACAUUUCUUUAGACAUUCAAUUAUCGUCGGGUUUAUCUUAUCACAUUACUAAUCGAAAUGGCCAACACCAGGUAAGUCUAUUCAUAUAAUUAUUCCUUUAUAUAUUCUAUUAUUGACUCACAAUCAUUUAUUCAUAUGUGUUGUGAUUGAUUUAAAUAAUCAUUCAUUCAUAUAUAUUGUCAUUGAUUCAAACAAACAUUUAUUUAUAUAUGCUGUCAUUGAUUCAAAGAAUCAUAUAUUCAUAUAUGCUGUCAUUGAUUCAAACAAUCAUCCGUUAUAUAUUCUAUCAUUGAUUCAAACAAUCAUUUUUCCAGCUAAUCUGACAUUCACACAUUCAUUCUUUCACUGCUCAAUUAUUCAGGGGCGUCCGAUCAUUCACUUAUUACGUUACUAAUCCUUUGUCUUGUUCAUUAGGACACGGAAUCAGCAGAGUCCGAAUCUGGAGGAUGAUGAUUCGGUGGAAGGUGAUUUAGCGGAUCUCGUACGUGUCAUUUGUUCCUCCCUCUAUCCCUCUUGUAUAGUCAUGCUAACAGGUUUUGUAGACUCCCUCAGCGUUCAAACACCCCUUUGUAGCCCCACCUCCUGGCGCAUUCAAAACUGUAAGUACCUAUUCCACACAUACGAUCAUUACCUCCCGUCUGCCGGCCUGUCAUAACCACAUUGGGGUAAAACGACGGCAUGGGGUCACAGCCAUCUAUUACCUCAAGCCUUCGUAUCCAGACAUAAGCAAGCGUCUAUUGGGCACCGUGGGCUAUAAACCUUCCUACUUUGGACAGGGGACAAUUCUCUGAUUGCGAAGCUACUUGAGUUCCUGUGUGUGGCAAAACUUUAAUCCGGAAACGCCUACGACUGUAGUGGUCAAUGAGGUGCUGGCCCGACUCUGGAGCUGUGACGCUUUUCCAGAGGCGCCUUUACACCUCGUGUGCGGCUUUACACCAGGAGAGCUGAAAUAAGAUUCGCUCUAUUGUUUUGCCAGAUGCUGGGCGGAAGCAAUGAUCACAAGACAUUGGCUGACAUGAGAUGAUCGAGGAAAAGGAGCAGAGAGAGAAAGAGAGGAGGAGGAGAGAGAGAGAGAGAGAGAGAGAGAGAGAAGAGAGAGAGUCAAAUCACGAAAGUAAGAUCACUUUUUCUCUGUUCUGCUCUCAAACUUUUUCAUCUCUUUUCAUUACUGUUUCGGUUUCUUCACGGGAAGUUUCCAUUCAUCUAUUCAUCAAGCUAGUUGGUCAACAAUCACUCUGCGUCUAUUCGACUACAUGGCCUCCCAGGUCAUCCAACCAUUCAGUUGCUGACUCGCUUUUUCACUCGCGAACUCAUCUAUUUGUUACUAACCAUUCAUCCACUUGUUCAUUUUUCAUCCGUUCAAAUGUACUGAUUUGUAUAUAGAAUCAGAUAUUAUCCGAGCAGAGAGAGCUAAAGAAUUGGGAAGAAAGGUGUUCAAUCGUAAGUAGAUUCUAGACACCAUCACUUCAAUUCUCGCCCGGACACAUGCUGAUAUUUUGUAGACCAAAGAGGCCGUGAUAAAAACUGUAUGUUCUUUUUGAAAAUACCCUUUAUAAGAAUUUAUGAGCUAAAUAUUAUGUUAGGCUAGAACAAUCAUAUUCUCCGUCAUGAUUGCUUAUUUAUUUGCUAUUUUGUGGCUUGCCGUAGUUGGUAGUCUUGGCUGGUUCGUGAUAAAAAAAUCCGUUUCCUAGGAAUUCGGGGUUUGGGAGCGAUAUUCUUAGGAAGGUUUUCAGUUAAGAUAUGUGGACAACAAGGGCUUACUUACAUUUGGGGGGAAUGCCGAGAUAUGUCCGAUUGCGAGAUUCUCGAACAGACCAGCCUCAGACCUUCACGAUCAACAAAAAUUGUCCCAAAUCCUUGGACGUUGAAUUACACCUUCCGUGGAACACAUCUUCACAUAUUUAGAUGGUAAAUAGUAUCUACUCUAACAGUAUAGAUGGAACAUCCUGACAAUCCAAGAACUCAACUAAUGCCGCUCGAUAAAUAGAGGUAACUAUAGUUUUGUUAUUCAC
Messenger RNA from Sclerotinia trifoliorum, 2153 nucleotides. The record is from the annotation of a GenBank genome assembly. Lineage: Eukaryota; Fungi; Ascomycota; Leotiomycetes; Helotiales; Sclerotiniaceae.